This is a messenger RNA of Homalodisca vitripennis (glassy-winged sharpshooter), 963 nucleotides long. Its product is annotated as mutS protein homolog 5-like. Gene Ontology annotation, biological process: mismatch repair; chiasma assembly. NCBI's taxonomy places the organism in Eukaryota, Metazoa, Arthropoda, Insecta, Hemiptera, Cicadellidae. The transcript is spliced from 7 exons. The coding region runs from base 1 to 834 and encodes 277 amino acids. The record is from RefSeq and is a predicted model, not a curated record. Gene Ontology annotation, molecular function: mismatched DNA binding; ATP-dependent DNA damage sensor activity; ATP binding. Gene Ontology annotation, cellular component: nucleus.
AUGACAGUGAAGCAGAAACACUCGAGUCUGCUAGAAGUAAUGUCACAGGUAGCUGAACAGGAGUUGCAACAGUUACCAGACUUUGUAGAGUCUUGCUCUAUGGUCUACAUUCCUGAGGCGGGAUACAUGUUGGCCAUUCCUUACUGGGACACUGAUCUCACAGAAGAACAGCUGCAAUCUAUGCCUAACCUCCAGUUCAAGUUCAAAACCACAGAUAUUGUCCAUUACAAGAGUGCACGCUGUUACGAAUUAGAUAGCUUGUUGGGUGAUGUACAGUUAAAAGUCAUUGAAAUCGAGUCAAGAAUUGUUUUGAAACUCGUCCAGUACAUCCAACGUAACAUAGCACCCCUAGUUCAGUUGACAUCUCUUAUUGCCGAACUUGAUUGCUUGUUGGCAUUAACACAAUCUGCUAGAGAUUACAAUCUGGUUCGCCCAACUCUGACAAAGGACAAACAAAUACACAUAACUAAAGGGCGUCACAUCCUGCAAGAACUUUGUGUAGAUGUUUUUGUACCCAAUGAUACUAAUUCCAAUGAAGAACAUGGUUUUGUGAAAAUCUUGUCUGGUCCCAAUGCCAGUGGCAAGAGCGUGUACCUCAAGCAGGUGGCCUUGAUAGUCUACUUGGCACAUGUUGGAAGUUUUGUUCCAUCCGAACAUGCCACCAUUGGCAUCUUGGACGAGAUUCACACUCGUGUACAAACUGUGGAAUCUAUCAGCACUCAUCUGUCAGCUUUUAUGUUGGAUCUCAGGCAGAUGUCAACUAGCCCUUCGGAACUCCCAGUUCUAACUCUCUUGUACUUGUUGAUGAGUUUGGAAAAGGAACAACUGAGAUAGAUGGACUUGGGAUUCUCUCCGCAUGUUUGGAACACUUCAUUGAAAGAGGAAAUGACUGUCCUCAUUUGUUCGUCCUCAACUCAUUUUCACUCAUUGCCUAAGAUGCUACCUACCUCUCCUGCUGUCAAA